UUUACAUGUAGGUUGACCUUUAGCCCCAUUGUUUUGACCUCUCUUAUAUCAUAUAUUCAGUAUUGUUCAUUUAAAAGCUACAUAUAUUGAAGAUUUGUGCAAGAUUUGGAUGACUUUAAAAGUGACAAACUAAACAUAAGCCGAUGGUUAAUUUUUUUCCUACUUUCACUUUGAGGGGCUAUUCCUUCUUGGCGCAUGUAGAUUUUUGGCCGGGGUUACACGUGUCAUUUUCUCGUAAACAAAUUCGUCUGCAAACGAAGAAAACCGGCCCUGUAGACUUUUAGUAUAAAUUACAUUGGUGUUGUACAGUGAAACAAAUUUUUUAAGUGAAGAUGGAUAUAGAAGGUUUAAAGGCACGUCUGGCAGAAGCAAAUCAAGAACAUCUCCUGAAGUAUUGGGAUCAACUCUCUGAUGAAGAAAAACAGCAACUCUAUGCUGAACUGAGUCAUCUAGACUUUAAAGAAAUAAAUGGAUUCUUUAAGGCAGCCAUGGAGGAUCUGAACUCAGCCUCAGAGAAACUUGAUGAUCUGCUGGAACCCUUACCUAAAGAGGUCUGGGGAGGGGUAGUUGAAACAAGUGAGGCAGAUCUCCUGCAAUAUGACAUUGAUGGUCUGACAGAGAUUGGAGAGAGUCGUGUGGCCGUCAUCCUGUUAGCGGGGGGACAAGGUACCCGGCUAGGAGUGCCCUACCCUAAAGGAAUGUACAAUGUAGGACUGCCCUCAGGGAAGACCCUGUACCAAAUACAGGCAGAGAGGCUGCUAAAGCUACAGAGGCUGGGGGAAAAAGUUACAGGAAACAGCUGUAAAAUACCAUGGUACAUCAUGACAAGUGAGCACACAAAGAAUGCCACCCUUGAUUUCUUCAAGAAGAAUAAUUACUUUGGUUUAGAGGAAGAAGAUGUUGUCCUCUUUGAACAAAACCUCCUCCCAUGCAUAGGAUUUGAUGGAAAAAUUAUUUUAGAGAAACCACACAAAGUGGCUUUAGCUCCAGAUGGUAAUGGAGGUUUGUACAGAGCACUGAAUCACAGUGGAGUCUUGAAGGACAUGGAAAAACGGGGCAUCAAGUACAUCCAUGUCUACUGUGUGGACAACAUCCUGGUCAAAAUGGCCGACCCAAUUUUUAUAGGAUUCUGUUUAAGCAAGGGAGCUACCUGUGGGGCAAAGGUUGUAGAAAAAACCUUUCCCACAGAGCCAGUAGGGGUUGUGUGUAAAGUAGAGGGAAAAUAUCAAGUAGUGGAAUACAGUGAGAUUACACAGAAAACUGCAGAAAAACGAGACUCCAAUGGUAGACUAGUGUUUAAUGCAGGCAACAUUUGUAACCAUUUCUUCACUCUGGACUUACUGAAAUUUGUGUCUGAGCCAGCACAAGAAAAACAAAUGAAGCAUCAUGUUGCCAAAAAGAAAAUUCCACAUGUUAGUGACAAAGACAGUAAAGUUACUAUUAAACCAGACACACCUAAUGGCAUUAAAAUGGAGAAAUUUGUCUUUGAUGUUUUUCACUUUGCAACUGACAGGAGUUUUGCUGUUUGGGAGGUUAUCCGAGAGGAUGAGUUCGCUCCCCUGAAGAACGCUGACACCGCUGAUAAGGACACGCCCACUACCUGUCGUCGCGCUCUAUUGAAUCUCCAUCACCGGUACUUGUUAGCCGCCGGGGCACAAUUUGUGGACAAAGAUGGGAAAGUUCUCCCCCCUAGCUCAGAAAAGGAAGAUAUCGGUGGCGGAGAUUGUAAGAGAGAGGACCAGGAUGUAGUUGUAGAGUGUGAGAUUUCACCUCUUGUGUCCUAUGCUGGAGAGGGUCUGAAGAAGUUGGUGGAGGAUAGGACCUUCUCGACUCCUGUUUACUUGGACCAGGACUACACCAUGGAGGAACCAGAGAUAGUGGAGGGGGAGUGGUAGUCUGAUGAUACAGCUGUUAUAGUCCUACUAAUAUAUUACAUGACCUUGACAUUAGUACCAAUAGUCAUGCAUUACUGUAACAACAGUUCAUUGGGAACAUACUUAAGACAUGCUGCAUUCUUUAUACUGUACCGGUAAAUUGUUUUGUUUUUUAAUAGAUUAGUGCUUUUCUUUUUUAUUUAUGUGCAAAUUAAUGGCAGCUAUUGUGCAUUAAUUAUUAUGUGGAUAACCAUCUAGUAUGAAGAAACCAAUCUUAAGUUUAUUUUCUGUGAUAAAAAUGGUUCUAUAUUUUUCUGUUUAUUUACCAAACAUUUCCUUAAAUUGCUGUUCCAGAAUAUAUGAAGGAGCCAGAGUCCUAGUAUCCUAUAUAAUUCCUGUAUCCACACAAAUAGAUGACCUUUUUUUUCUCUAAAUCUUUUCUCAUAGAACAUAAUUAUGUACCAUUCAUCACAUCAAAUGUGAAAAAUAAAAUGGAUUUAAAAUAUACCAAUAAA
Molecule: messenger RNA, 2389 nt
Organism: Saccostrea cuccullata (small rock oyster)
Lineage: Eukaryota; Metazoa; Mollusca; Bivalvia; Ostreida; Ostreidae
Product: UDP-N-acetylhexosamine pyrophosphorylase-like
Exons: 11
Coding region: 333-1895 (520 amino acids)
Biological process (GO): UDP-N-acetylglucosamine biosynthetic process
Molecular function (GO): UDP-N-acetylglucosamine diphosphorylase activity
Source: RefSeq, a predicted model, not a curated record